This is a messenger RNA of Didymodactylos carnosus, 2396 nucleotides long. NCBI's taxonomy places the organism in Eukaryota, Metazoa, Rotifera, Eurotatoria, Philodinida, Philodinidae. The record is from the annotation of a GenBank genome assembly.
AUGUUAUGGGGGUCUAUAAUUAUGAUAUACCCUGUAGUAGUAUCAGGAAUGUACGAUCAUAUUCAUCAAGUAUUAGAAAAUAUUAAUAUUAAAUUUAUAACCGUUACGCAAGAAGAUCUAUAUCCAUUACGUAAAGAACAAGCGGUAUAUAUAAAUUGUCCAAAUUCAUUUCUGCCAGAUGUUGGUCAUUACUUAAGAAAAUUUGUUGAAAAUGGUGGGCAAUUAAUCACAAUUGAUUGGGCUUUGGUCAAUGUUUUACAAAUUGCAUUUCCUGAAAAAGUACGUGCAAGUGGUGGAUCCGAAUCAUCAUCUAGUCAAAGGAGUUUUGCCAGCAGCGAAAUUAGCCGAGCCUCUAUGGUGGUAAGAAUCACUGAGUAAUCCAACUGAAAUUGUUGAUAAGCAAAAUGUUCGAGUGUUGAUUCGAUCGAAAGAAUUAGAAGAAAAUAUAAAUCGGACGCUGUGUUGAUUACAUUCGACUGCGGUAAAGGUAAUGUUAUUCAUAUGAUAUCACAUUUUUAUUUGUAAUUGUCUGUUAUAUGAUACUAAUCGCUAAAAACAUUGGUCGCUAUAUAUUUCUGUUUAAAAUAAAUUGGCGUAUAGACGUUCUAAACGCGCCACCCAUUAUGCAGUGGAUGUAAAUGGUUCAGAAGGCGUUCAAAAAUUAUCAGAAGACGCAAAAAAUUUAUAUUAUGCUCAAGUUCAAUCAACCACCACAUCAUCUGAGUUCAUCUACAAUCAUCCAGCUGAAAGAUUAACAAAAUAUAAAUCAUAAAAACACGAUCACUAUAAACAAACCUUAAUGUACACCGUUCUGGUAUCAAACUUCUCUUUCUCAUGUAUAUAUUUUUUGUAGAAGAAAAAUAAAGUUGUUAACAGUUAAGCAUAAGAAGUCUAGUUAGACGUUACUAUUAAAGUAGCAUUCCAGCUUUUAACCCUUUGCCUACGGAUUUAAUUUUCCAGAUACAAUUUCACCAGAAAUACUUCAGGUGUUAAAACACAUUUAUUUAUUCUCAAAAAUUUUGUAGAAUAUGAAAAUGUUUGAAACAAUCAGCAAGGCAUAAGCUAACAUCGUACUCUGUGCACUGAUAACGUAUGAGCAUGUCUUUUCUUCCCCGAUGUGUCAUAGUAUUACUGCAGACAACAUAUUUUAUUCUAGGUGCUUGCCAAAAUUUUCGGAGAAAGCAGAACGGGCUUUUUUUGCCUAUGUGGAGACAAAUCGAACGUGAUAUAAAUCAAACUUAUAUUUCUCAACAGAAAAAACUAGAUAGAUUUCCAAAAUUUGUUCGCGCUUGCUUUAAAUUCUCUCUGAACAUGAGAUUCCAUUUUGGAUACGUUAUAUGUGAUCAGGCUCCAGAUAACAUGUCUAUACCCAGUUUUUCAUGCUGACCUUCGAAAAAAAUUGGGGAUUUUGAAAAUGGAACAGGAAAAUAAUAUUCAGUAUUUUUCACAACUUAACGGUUUUAUCGAAUUCUAGAUCCUUUCAGUAUUUUGAACAUUUGUCCUUCAAAAACCAAUCUUUUUAACCUAAAAUCUAGAUAUUCAUCAGUUCGUCGAGCUCUACUAUCCAUCCAAAAUAUAAGGCAGGUCGUUGUUUUUCCAAUAACUCAAUAAUGAGAAAAGUUAGAGACUUGCAGUUUCCAGCAAACGAAAGAGGACAGCUGACUUCAUAUUUCAUAAGCAAAAGUGCCUUUCGAAAAAAUAUCAGGAUCCGGUUUUUCAGUGGAUCUCUGGAAAGCCAGCUUAUAGCUCGAAAGCUUUACACAGAAAUCUAUCAGUUUUUUUUCAUAUCUAAAUGGUCCGAGGUAUCCUCUACAAAACUAGAUCUAAGUGGCAUCUCGAAAUCUACGGUUCGGGAGCUACGGGAGUUUUUCUGGAAGCCUUAGGACUCCUCUGUCGUUUGGGACUGUCAAAAAUGAAUGAAAACAUAGGUUACAGACUAUGCUGAACCUCGUGGCAACAACUGUUUUUCAAAACAGUUUCCUAGUGAAAACGUACAUUAGGUGAAAUAUCCCAUUUCUCCUUAUUCUUGAGUAAAGUUCAAAAAUUGAUAAUUCAGCCAAGAUCACUCCAAGUUAUGGUCAGAAUAUCAAGAUGUAUUCUAUUUCACCUGCUCCAAAUGAUUUUUUCUUUGAGAAUAGUAAAAAACAUUCUUGUACUUCGGAAGGUUUUUAGAAAGCCGUUUCAAAAACCUGCAUAUUUCCGCUGACUUUUAAAGCUUCUGUUGGACUGCAUAGUACUGAACAGAUAAAAUAGAGUACAUCUUGGUAUCCUGACAUAACUUUGAGUAGCUCUCAACCAUAGAUUUUCGAGAUGCCACUUAGAUCUAGUUUUGUAGAGGAUACCUCGGACCAUUCAGAUAUGAAAAAAAACUGAUAGAUUUCUGUGUAAAGCUUUCG